Molecule: messenger RNA, 3682 nt
Organism: Jaminaea rosea
Lineage: Eukaryota; Fungi; Basidiomycota; Exobasidiomycetes; Microstromatales
Exons: 2
Biological process (GO): DNA damage checkpoint signaling
Source: RefSeq, a predicted model, not a curated record
CCCUCUCUGCUCUGGACCCCCGCUCGUCCCCGUCAGCCCUCCUUUGCUCGCAUGUCAUCCUGCCAUUAUGGCAGCGGCAGCAGACACGACGCAUGAAGAUGAGUUCGACGCUUUCUACGGAGACGAGGGCUUCGAUGAGGCGUCGCUGGCUCAAGCAGAGCUCCAGGCUACCCAAGUUGUCCGAGCACAGUCGGCGCAGCCGGCCCCUCAGAGUGGUCCUCAGGUAGUCGCACCCCUGCUUUCGACUCAGCGCAAAAGAACCGCCAAGCAGCAGCAACAAGAUUACCAUCAUCAUCAACAGCAUACAGCUCCCUCGAAUAAGCGGCAAAAGUUGACCUUCAGCCAAGGAGCAGCCUCUGGCCCUCGUUCCGUCCCUCUUCCUCCUCGACCAGUCGAUCACUACGACUACGAUGAGGAGACGCCAGAGGUCAUGUGGACGGAUGAGGGUGGCUAUGUCCAAGUCCCCUCGCGCCAAUCACCACCAAGACAAGAUCAUCGACCGCAGCAACAACUGAAUCAGCGCCUGCAGCAGCCUCGCCCUCCAGGACCAGACGAUUAUCACAUCAGCCAUCGUGGACCGGGCAGACCACCGGCGCUGGGAGCUGGUCAUGGAGAAUCAGUCCCACAUGAUCCGUGGUCGGAUGAGCAUGACUGGGGGGAUGGAGACGUGGAAGCGUUGUCCAAGGUCGAGGAGGCAGCUAUGGUCAGGCUCUCGCAGCAGGCCACUCGUUCCCCAAGCAAGCCAGGCGCAGUCGAAGCCGGGUCAAGACCGCCUGCGCAAAACGGCAGCAAUGCGGCUCAGCAGCAGCAGCAGCAACUGCCGCCACCCGCAGACUCGGAAGCCAUCCUCGAGAUGCGCAGAGAGAAAGAAGAGAUGGAGCGCAAGCUGCAAGAAGCCCUUUCCCAGCUCAAGCAGCGCACAAACGCCAUGUACCAGCGGGACGGCGAGAUCAAGAUGGUCCGUCAACGUAACGAUAAAGCCGAGCGUGACCUCGCCGAGCUGCACUUGACUGCUCAGCGACAGCAGCAGGAAUUUCAAAGAAAGCUCGAGGAGCAGGAGAAAACUUUUGCGCGCGAGAAGGAGCGACUGGAGACGACGGCUGCUUUUGAUCGAAUUGCGCAAGAGACCUCUACGGCUAGAACAGUCUGGCCUGCUUCGGUGAGGAGGGCAAGGAGAUUGGCGGGGGAGGCGUCGCAGGCAUUUGGGGCUGCGACGCAGCAGCAGUAUAUCCCCCCUCCAGUCGCUCCCACAACGCCUACCAAAAGGAGGAAUGGGGUGAUGCCCCCUCCUACGUCUGGGAGCGCGACAGGCAGUCCGAGUCGCGCAAGACGGGAAAGAGGCGACGACUUCGACAUGAGUCCGUCCUCGAGCAAGGCUCGUGCUGCGCGGCAGGGAUCGCUGCCAAGGGAUAAGUCGGCGAAGAAGGCGACGCCCAAGCCUCCUCCAAGAGCAUUUGCGGGCUUUGACAACUCCUUUGUCGACGUGGACACUCCCACCGCCAGCAGCGCCUCAAAGCAGCUGCGCAAGGCGAAGAAGCAACAGCAACGCAAGGAGGAGGGAGCAGAGGAGGAUCGAUCACCGUCGGGUGACCUUGACGUGCAGGUCAAUGGCGACACAACCAGCGAGGACCUAGCGGCGGUCAAUUCAGCGAAUGGCAGCAACACUCGACCUGAGCAGCCCGAAUGGUCCGUCAAGCUCGCACAAAGCAGACAGAAUCGCUAUUUUUGGGCUAUAUCGUGGUUCUCGCGCAAGCGGACCGGAUUGGCUGCACUCUUAUUGGGGCAUGGCUCUUCUCAACCACUUGCACCGCUCAGCCUCCCCGCUUCGCGGUACUUGAGCGCCGCGGUACCCCUGCCCAAUCUGGUGCCAGACCACUGCGCCACGCUGCAUCGUCUGCUUGACACGCAAGUGCCCACCGGGGCGAUUGACGCCAUCAAGGAUCGCCACCGCGCUGCUACAGAGCUACUGCUAACGACGGUGACAAACAGUGCGAGCUCGAGUGAUGGGGAGCGUCGCUUUGCCUUCCUCACCAACACAAGUGCUGGGGACCCUUUGCCGCAGGACGAAGCUUCGUUCGUCGCAAUGACAGAGGCAGAUUAUUGGGAUUGCGAGGAAAGCGCGAGCGAGGGAAUGGAGGACCUCUACGAGGAUUUGGCCGUCGCGCUGAGAACGCUGAUGGCUGUCUAUCUGCGACUCUGCAUGAUCGAUGCACUACAAGAUACGCUGGCGCUCAUGACGGCAGUCUGCAUCUCUCAUCCGGCCUUCGUCAAUUUCCUUGUUUCGCGAGACCUUCCCUACGAGCUCACCGCGGCACAGGCCUCCUCACCCUCGACGCAGCCGCAGGUAGCGGCGCCCCUCCCACUCCGCCUCAAUGCAUGCCUGAUCGAAAGCAUGCGCAAGGCCUGUCGCAUCUUACCUCUGGCCCUGAGUAGCCCCAUUUCAGUGGUCAGCCCCUAUGCGGAGACCCUCGUACCCGCAACGGUCGCGCCUGGUGCUACUCAAUCGCGCAAAGCCAAGCAACAGCAGCGUGAGCAGGACGAAGCCGCCCGUAAGCAGCCGUGGGACAUGGGUGGUGCACAACGUGACGCUUUGCUGGUUUCCAUGCUUGACCUCGUCGAAGUCCUUGCAUAUUACCUCGGCGUGGAAUCUGGCCGUCAUCUCAAGGAACUUUUCGAUGCUCCAGGCUUCAUACCUACCUUUCUCGACGCAGCUCGCCCUGCGAGUACCAUGCGCCGCUUUGUACGGCUCCUGAUACAGCUCUGCCCCCAGCCCGACCUGUGGAAGACGCUCAUCGCUUGCCGUUGCGACGAUGCCCUACAGUCCCUCCCCUCCCUCAUCACCUCAUCGCGCACUCCGCUGCUCGAGCUGCUAGGCAAGCACCUCGUGGACCUCAAGUCCAAGCAGAAGGCGAGCGAGGCACACGAUCUGCACGUUGCAGUCGCGACGCUGCUGACACAGCUGAUCAUCACUCAUCAUGAUGCGUUGCUGCUUGCGAGGGAAAGCAAGACGGUUCUGGCGGCGCUCGUGCAGAGCAUCUACGCGGACUCGAAUCUGAUUUGGAACGACGAUGGGCACGGGAUAUCUGCGAGGGACAAUAGGGCGGAGGAGAUUUGCCAGAGGCUCGUGGUGGAUACUCGAUUACUCUUCUACCUCUAUGCCUCCCCUUCCAGGUCAAACGAAACCGAGCACAGCUCCUCCCCAUCCUCCGGCGACCACGAAGGCACCAACAGUCACUUGAUGGACCACCUCCACUCUCACGAAUCGCACCUCCUUCUCAAUGGCAUACGACACUGCUUUGUCCUCUCUCUCUCCCGCCUCGCCUUCGCGGAAGAACCGCCCUGGUUACCGCAGGAUUGCGUGAGAGAGCUGCAAGGGGUGGCAGAGCUUUGUAGCGAUCUGCUGGAGAUGGUAUUGAGUCCUGAGGAGGUGGAGGCUGCUUGGGAGGUCUGCGCAGAGGGAGAGGAGCAGGAGGACGAAGAGGAGGAAGAGAGAGCUGAAUUGGGUAGGGGAGGGCGGGACGAGGAUGAGGAAAUGAUGGAGUUGGCGGAACGGCAGCGCGGCUGAUGGAGGCGCGACGUAGAGGGCUUGCAGUGCAUGGCUACCGGUACGACCCAGAUUCUUCCUGUAUCAUUCGACGCCAAUUUUCCUCCUGUGAUUCCAUGAUCAUUGUCAACGUGCUCC